This is a messenger RNA of Camellia sinensis, 3547 nucleotides long. RefSeq names its product putative inactive receptor kinase At2g26730. Gene Ontology annotation, molecular function: protein kinase activity; ATP binding; protein binding. The record is from RefSeq and is a predicted model, not a curated record. Gene Ontology annotation, biological process: protein phosphorylation. NCBI's taxonomy places the organism in Eukaryota, Viridiplantae, Streptophyta, Magnoliopsida, Ericales, Theaceae.
UUCGUUCCCCCUAUAAUGGCCCCCCAAAAAAAUGUGGCAUGGAAUAUAAUCUAGAUUAUGUAGAAUGAACUUGACUAGGUAUUGAAGCUUUUGAGUAUUUUUUUGGAUAAAAUUUUUGAAUUUGUAAUAUUACUGGUCAAGGCAGAUUGUGAUCCUCAUCAUUCCAAAGUUGUAAUGGAAAUUCUAAAUUAAAAGUAGUUAUUAAUUUUUAUGAUUGUUCCACAAUCAUUAGAUGAUAUAAUAGAGAGGAGUAUAAUGCUUGGGACCCCAUUAGGGGAGACCCCCAAUGGGCGGUCAUUAGCCAAUUUUUUUUUUUCUUUUCCAAUCACUAACAUUCACGUGUGUGUAAAGUAGUGGGGGUCUGUAUCAUUAUUGAAGAGAGGAUCUCAGUCCGGUGAGAGCCUAUAAAAUUAUGGUGCCCAUCCUUUUUCUCUGUUCUAUGUACAUUUUUAUACAACUUGUUUGUACACGUAAUUAGGAUUGUACAAAAUACCGUCCAAUCUAUUAAAAUCACACUAAUCUAUCCACUAAUCUCAAAUUAAACUUUAAAAUUUAUAAUUCGCUUUCGAAACCACUCCGCUCCGCUAUAAUUAAUACAUAUAUUUUUUUUAAUAUCUAAUGAAAUAUCAAAGUAAAAAUGAGUGUGAGAGAGAUUUAAGAUGUGAAAUUUGUUGCAAAUUAAUAGUUAUAUAUAUGAAAAAUAUUAUAUAAAUUAGUGUUAUAUAUUAUGCAAAUUUGUAUUAUAUUGUAUGUAAAUACUUGAUAAUUGUUUAAAAAUAUUCUUCAAUUAACUAGCAAAUUGAAACCGUCCAAACCACGGUUUGAUUAUUUGUCAAUGCACAUUUAAUUUAUAAUCUUACUCUCAAACUGCUUGAACCGCACCAUACACACCUUAAAACUAAACCAAUCAAUUGUGAACAGUGUGUACAAAACUCUUAAGAACAAAUCUGAACCAUCCAUUGUGUCCUCUAGUCACGUAUAUUAAUCAGUAUCAUGUAUCAUCUCUUCAAAUACUAACAAACACAAUAGAUUACAAUAACAUUACUACAACAUCAAAGCACUGAAUCUGGUGAGAAAUCCAACUGAGAAACAAAACGACAUUCACAAACUGACCAUUUCUAUGCCGGCUUUCAAUACUUUAAUCCCCGCCUUGUCAGCUUUUUAGUUAGUCCUUAAGUCUCAUUUGGCAAUCCCAUUGACAUCCCAACAAAACAGUGAUUAUAAAUUCAGCCAUUUGGCAUUCUAAUAUGAACUUGAGCAAACAUUUUCAAUAUUGCCCAUCACUAAUAUCCCAAAAGCCAACUUUAUGAAAAGGGUUAGCAGCAAAUUACACUGACAUUUGUGAGAAAUGAUGGAUCGAGUGCUACCCACCUGCGUGUUAGUCUCAGUUUUGUUGUUUCUUUUUGUGAUGGCGCGUUCUGAGGAAGAAGAAGUGAAGCAGGCGCUAGUCCGCUUCAUGGAAAAACUCGCUCCCGGGAACACAGUAAUAGGUCAAACUUUCGGUUGGGAUGUGAAAACAGACCCUUGCUCCGGCAAAUGGCAAGGUGUUACCUGUGAUAGCCAGUCACAAUCUGUGAAAAAGAUAGUUCUUGAUGAGCGCAAUCUAACCGGAGUUCUUGAUGCCCUUUCUCUUUGCACAACUAGCUCUCUUCUCGUCCUGAGCCUAAAUGACAACGAUAUUGGUGGACACAUCCCAAAUGAGAUAUCGAAUUGCCAAAAUCUAACCCACUUAUACCUAAGUGGGAAUCGCUUCUCAGGCAAUCUUCCGGUCAGUCUCCCCCAAUUAAGUAACUUAAAAAGGCUCGAUUUUUCUAAAAAUGGCUUAUCCGGUCAGGUCCCUCCUAAUCUCUCCAAAGUCUCUGGCAUGCUAUCUUUUCUUGUCCAGGACAAUCAGUUAAGUGGUGAAAUACCAAAAUUUGACUUCUCAAAUCUAGCCCAGUUCAAUGUCUCCAACAACAAUUUUAGCGGUGCAAUUCCUGAUGUCAAAGGUCGUUUCAACACAAGUAGCUUUUUGGGUAAUCCUGGAUUAUGUGGAUUACCAUUGUCAGACCUAUGUCCACUGUCUCCACCGGCGAAAAAAUUCUCAACCAAACAGUUACGUGUCUACUCAGGCUAUGCUAUAAUUGGAUUCUUUGUUGUUGUGGUCACUGUUGCCCUCAAGUUGUCCAAGAAAAAAAGGCACGUGGUUGACAAGACUGGUGCUGAAGAGGGGAGAGAAUUACAAGAUAAUAGUGACAACAAGAUUAGUGGUACAUCGAGCGAGUCCAAGACCGGAGAGUUUGCAUAUAGGUCGGAGUAUUCGAUAACAUCUUUUGAAAACGGGGCAGCUGCAUCUCCUCUUGUGGUUCUUUCGAGUCCAGUGGUGAACGGUUUGAAGUUUGAGGAAUUGCUUCAAGCCCCAGCUGAGUUGGUUGGGAGAGGGAAACAUGGAAGCUUGUAUAAGGUCAUGCUUGAUGGUGGGGUGACAUUGGCUGUGAAGAGGAUCAAAGAUUGCGGGAUUCAAAAGGAGGAUUUCAAGAUGAGGAUGGAGAGGAUAGACCAAGUGAAGCACCCAAAUGUGUUGCAUGCCUCGGCUUAUUAUUGUUCAAAGCAAGAGAGGUUGUUGGUUUAUGAAUUUCAGCAGAAUGGCAGCCUCUUCAACCUUCUUCAUGGAUCUCAAAAUAGCCAAUUAUUUGACUGGGGAAGCAGAAUCAGAAUUGCAGCCAUCACUGCACAAGCUCUAGCUUUUAUGCACGACGAGCUUCAUGAUGAUGGGAUUGCUCAUGGAAACCUAAAAUCCUCCAACAUAUUGCUCGACAAAGACAUGUAUCCACGCAUUAGUGAGUACGGCCUAAUGGUGGUAGAAAAUCAUCAAGACCAAUCACCACUCCUUUCCCAAACCAAAAAUAGUUUCAAACACAACAAUCCAAAUGGCGGUUGUGCAUAUAGCACCUUCAAAGUCGAUGUUUACGGCUUUGGUGUGAUUCUUCUCGAGAUGCUAACAGGGAAACUAGUCCAGAAUAAGGGGUUUGAUUUGGCUAAUUGGGUCAACUCAGUGGUCAGAGAGGAAUGGACAGUUGAAGUCUUUGAUAGGACUCUCAUCUCAGAAGGCGCGAGCGAGGAGAGAAUGGUAAAUUUGCUGCAGGUAGCUUUGAAGUGCAUAAAUCCAUCUCCUGAUGCGAGGCCAUGCAUUAAUCAAGUGGCUACAAUGAUAAACAUUAUUAAAGAAGAAGAAGAGAAGUCCCUAAGCUUUGAACCAUGAAGCAUUUAGAAGACAAACAAUUUGAUGGAUGGUCCAUGAAAUUUGUUUUAGUAAAACUGAUUGCACAGAAUUCAUUCGCAGAAUGAUUCACAUAUUAUAUAUAAGAAGGUGAGUCUCACAUGUAGAACCCAUUUGUGUACCUCAUUAUCUUGUAUUAGUCUGUAAAUCAUAUUAUGAAUGACUUCUGCGCAUAUAGCACAACUCAAUUUAUUUAUGUCUAGCUAUAGAAUUAGAGAGAGGUUUACUGCUUGUUUGUAUGGAAGACAAUUUUUAUAUUAGAUAUAUUUUUUCAAGUUUAUUGAAUAA